GCUGGGCAAAAUCAUCCAACACAAAGCCUAUUUUAUAAUAAAUUGUUGAAUAUUUCAUGCAAUUUACUGAAUACUGAAACACAAUAGUUGUAUAGGUACUGUGUUUUCUACUGAAUGUGUGCCGCUUUCACUCCACAGUACAGUUGAAAAAUCCUUAAGUCGGGGCCAUUGGCCAGACUCCAGGACUCCUGAGCCCCAGUCCAGGGCUCUUUGCUCUACCACAGACCCUCAAGAGGCCUCAGAGAGGCUUAAGAAGUAAGCCAGCCAGGACCGGCACCCAAUUAGCUCACCUAAGUGAGCCCUUUCCUCCUCGGGCCUCAGUUUCCUUAUCUGUAAUAUGGAGUUACUGUAGGGACUGUACAGGCGGUUCUCCGCACAUGUGGAUAUCACAUCAGAUAGGGCCUCUGUACUUGAGGGAGAGGAAGUGAGAAAGGAAGGGCCCCUUUAAAGGAGAAAUGAUUCCUGUAUGGGGAAGCAUCUUCUCCCUUCCUGCCCAGCUCUAAGGAAAAGAGAGAGGGAACCUGUCUCCCCACAUACCCACAUUAGGGAAGAUGCGCCAGUCAAAGCCCUCCUUGUAGCACUCCAGCACUCACCCCUACCUCCCAAGCCACCCCAGCCGGUGUAGGUACCUGUCUUCAACAGCAUUGCUCUGGACUCAGCUUCCGAGAACCUGACCAGAUCUGGUCUGCGUGUAUCAGCUGUAUGUAUUGGGCUCUGGAAGCUAAGAAACGUCAGAAAAGCACUGGGGUCACGGCUGCCUGGCUAGUUCCGCCGCCCUCAACCUUGGACGUGGAUCCUACACUCGGUCCCCAAGUUGCCCGCCCAAUCCCCAGCCUCACUUCCCGGAGCUUGAGUUCUUCCUUCAGAAAUACUAAACAAUGUGUCUUGGAUGUCAGACCUUACACCCUCUGCAGUGCUGGAAGUCCUGAGCGCCUACGGGCCGCCUUCGGCCCGGUCAGGGCUCAGAAAAAGGCAGCGACCGUCUUAAGGUCGUCCAGAAAGAGCGGAGGGGCAGGGCUGCGGCCAGGCUCCGGACUCCCAGCCGGGUCCGGGUUCCCGCCCUGGGCCCCCCAAAACCGCAGAGCCCCCUCCCGCCGCACCUAUCUUACCGAAGCGCUUAGACCCGCGGCCGCUUCUGACUCGAUUCGGGUAACCUGAUAAGCCUGAAGCGUUCCAGUGAGGGCGGGGCCUCACGAAGGCAACCCUCCUCGCAACCUAUCAGAAUCCCCCCUAGCAACGCUGUGCCCCGCCCAUACGGGCCCAGCUUCCCAGCCUCCCCAAGCCCUUCCCCACUGGGGUCCCGCCCUGCGUGCUAGCGAGGCUGGCAUUGGCAGAGCCGGCUUGGGGCUGUCCUUCGUGGCCCGGACCCCGCGAGGCCUCCACUUCUGUGGGGACCACGAGGGCGAGGAUCGUGCCAGCCUCACCGUGGGUGCUCAGUAAGCGGCCGUGAAGUGAAUACCUGCUGAGGGCUUUGGGCAGAGGAAAUGAGAGACUGCUCUGAAGCAAGGCCCCCCCUAGUGAGCCGCUGGGAAAAUGGAAGUCUGGGAUUAAUCGUCUCUACAAGGAGGAUGCGUGGGAGGCAGCAAAGCUGGCGGUCGCAGCUCCAGCAAAGGCAGCCGGCUCCCCUUCCCCGCCUGACGCUCAGGGACUGCUCGCACAGGCUCGGCUACUUCCUUCCUUCAUUCAUCAAGUAUUUAUUGAGAAACUGCUAGCUGCCACAUGCUUUGUUCCGGGCAUUGCAGGGGCAGAGAGAUAUUUUUCCUUACUCAUCCCAAAGGUCACAGCGGACACUCCUAUAAACAAAAUAUAGGUUAGCAAGAGAAAAGCGUAACAGAUUGAUUUACGCAAUGUUUUAUGUGACUUGGGAGCCUUCAGGAAUGAAGACGCAAAUACUCAGGGAAAACUUUAUUUUUAUGUCUUUGAUGAAGAAUGGACACCCCUGGCCGGGUCUGCUGGCUCAUGCCUGUAAUCCCAGCAGUUUGGAAGGCUGAGGCAGGAGGAUCGCUUGAGGCCAGACAUUUAAGGACAGCCUGUGUCCAACAUAGUGAGACCCCGUCUCUACAAAAAAUUAAAAAACCGGGCAGGUGCCUGUGAUUCCAGCUACUUGGGAGGCUGAGGCUCUUUGGGAACCAGGUGGUCCAAGGGCUGAGCUCUGUGGCCAGACAAGAGGCCCCUGCCCUCCCCCAGUGAGCCCUGCUGUUCCCGUGGGAGCCAUGAAGCUGAACGAGAGGAGUGUAGCCCACUAUGCACUCAGCGACUCCCCAGCAGACCACACGGGCUUCCUGCGCACCUGGGGGUGCCCAGGGACCCCAUCGACCCCUAGUGGCACUGGCCGAAGAUGCUGGUUUGUCCUCAAGGGCAACCUGCUGUUCUCCUUUGAGAGUCGUGAGGGCCGGGCCCCGCUGAGCCUGGUGGUGCUGGAAGGCUGCACAGUGGAGCUGGCUGAGGCUCCCGUGCCUGAGGAGUUUGCCUUUGCCAUCUGCUUUGAUGCCCCUGGAGUGCGCCCACAUCUGCUGGCCGCAGAAGGGCCGGCGGCCCAGGAGGCCUGGGUGAAGGCGCUGUCUCGGGCAAGCUUUGGCUACAUGCGCCUGGUGGUACGUGAGUUGGAGAGCCAGUUGCAGGACGCACGCCAGAGCCUGGCUUUGCAACGCCGCUCAUCCUGGAAGUCUGUUUCCAGCCGCUGUAAGCCCCAAGCUCCUAACUACCGAUCUGUGGGCCUGGAGAAUGGCCACUCCCUCUCCAAGGACAGCAGCCCCGUGGGCUUGGUUGAAGAAACGGGCAGCAGGUCUUCAGGGCGGGGGUUGGCUGACUGGGAGCUGCAGGGCCCUGCCAGCCUUCUCCUAGGCAGGGGGCAGAGCCCUGUGUCCCCUGAGACCUCCUGCUUCUCUACCCUGCAUGACUGGUAUGGCCAGGAGAUCGUGGAGCUGCGGCAGUGUUGGCAGCAGAGGGCCCAGAGGAGCCAGCCAAAAUGUGAGGAACAGGAUAAGCCCUAAGUCUGGACCCUUUGAGUCAGGAAACCAGGGCCAGUUCUUUUUCAGGAGUUAAAUGUUUACCCAUUUCCAACGUUGUGUUUUGGGAGGGGACAUGGGUUCUCUCCUUCCUGCUGUUUAGGCAUUCUCCAGAUUCCAGAUCCACCCAUGUGUCUGGAAGGGACUGAGGGACCAUUCCUUCCAUCCUCUUUAUUUCCUGAGGUCCAGAGAGGAAAGGAGACUUGGACGCCACAGAGCAAGACCCCAAUCUCCUGACUUCACUGGCCUGACUGGCCCCUCCCAGGGGAUGUUAACGAAAUGAAGGAAGUGGGAAAUGUCACCUGAGAGUGUCACAGGCUUGCCCUACCUUUGACCUAUACACCAGGCUCUGGAGCCAUAAUUUCCAACCUGGGGAGUCUCGUGUGCAUUUAAAUCCAAGGCAGGCUGCAGUAUUGGCUUGAGGCUCUGACACUGUCAGAGAAAGUGGAUUUAUUGUGUCACAGGAGUUUCUGGGACCCAGCUCUUCCUGAGAGGGGUGGGAAGAUUGGGGAUCCUCACUCAGCAGUUUGGGUAGGGCCCUUUGAGGCAGAGGGUCUUCGGCCAGUGAAGAUUUAUUCUGCUCAGAGUGUUGGGGUCCCAUCCUUUCUCCCGGGCUCCCCUGUUAACAGAUGGUGCUGGACCUUGCUCCAGAAGGGGCUUGUAGCUUUUUUAUGUCAACGAAAUGCCCUCCUGUACUCUGUCUUCAGCAGCCAACUCCUGGAGCUGCCAAGUGAGGGGUUAAAGAAGAGGUGGGUAGGCAGCGUGGCUCCCUGGGUAAAGUUUGUUGCUUUGGUUCUCAGUCCUGGGUAUUCUAGGAGUUUGGACACGGGAUUUCGUUUCCUGUGCUAAAAUUCUCUCUCCUGGCUGGGCUCCGGUAAACUGAAGCUGCUCGAGAAACCACCUGGAAACUCUCAUAGCCCUGUUUGUCACCCAGAGUGUACCUGCCAGGACCUUUCCUUGGUACUCUUCCCAACAUCGAGCGUGAUUUUUCUAGUGUUCUGGGAGGCAACGCGGCUGGGUCACCAGAGCCUGACCAGACUGACGCCCCAGCGGGAAGACGCAGAGGCCGGGAGGAGACACCCCCUCCCAAACACACAAAACUUGCCCCUUCCUAGCCUCGGCUCCCCUCACUGGGGCCUUGGGCAGGACUGACCCGCACCCAACUAGGCCUAAGGGGGACGCUCGGAGCCUCUUACCCGCAGGAGGCGGAGAUGCGCCCAGGGCGGGCGCCCGGCCUGUUCCCCAGCCCUGCCUGGAAGCUCCGCAGCCACUGCGUUUUGUUGAAGCACAGAUAGCACGGGCCCUUCUCUUAUUGCUACAGUGUUUUGUAUGCGGUUAAAACACUAGUAAAGCUUUUUCAUUAUUA
Molecule: messenger RNA, 4374 nt
Organism: Piliocolobus tephrosceles (Ugandan red Colobus)
Lineage: Eukaryota; Metazoa; Chordata; Mammalia; Primates; Cercopithecidae
Gene: PHETA2
Product: PH domain containing endocytic trafficking adaptor 2
Exons: 3
Coding region: 2214-2993 (259 amino acids)
Biological process (GO): receptor recycling; retrograde transport, endosome to Golgi; endosome organization
Cellular component (GO): early endosome; trans-Golgi network; recycling endosome
Source: RefSeq, a predicted model, not a curated record